CACCGGCGCGACGGCGCUCGCGGAGGGGCGCGCCAUGGCGGCUGCGGGACUGUCGGGGCGGCCGCUGCAGCUGACGCUGGCGCUGCUGAAGCCGGACGCCGUGGCCCACCCGCUGGUGCUAGAGGCCGUGCACGAAACCAUCCUCAGCAACCGGUUCCUCAUCGUGCGUGCCAAGAAGCUGCGCUGCGGACGGGAGGAGAGCCGCCGCUUCUACCGGGAGCAUGCGGGGCGUUUCUUCUACCAGCGGCUGGUGGAGUUCAUGGCCAGUGGCCCCAUGUGGGCUUAUAUCUUGGCCCAUGAGAAUGCUGUACCCCUCUGGAGAUCCCUGAUGGGACCCACGAAAGUAUUCCGAGCCCGAAACAGUGUCCCAGACUCCAUCCGAGGAGCUUAUGGCCUUACUGACACCAGGAAUACCACUCAUGGCUCAGAUUCACCAGCAUCAGCCAGCAGAGAAAUUGCCUUUUUCUUCCCCGAGUUCAAUGAACAGCUCUGGUACCAGCAGGAAGAGCCACGUCUGCGCUCUGGACAGGUGUAUUACAAUGCAGAGGAGCAUGUCCACUGUGUGUUCAGGGAUGAAGAAACAGAGUUGACCUGAAUUACCCAGGGGUAUGGUUUGCUGAGCUGGAAGUAGCUGCUAGGUGCACUGUUUGGGUCAGCCCCCUAACAAGACAUAGAGCCAUGCUGUGUUUUAAGGUGUAUGGGGGAGGGAAAGACCUAAUGCAUAUUAUGUUGUGCUACCUGGGAUUAUGUUAUUCAUGCAGCAUACAGGUGCUGGGGCAUUUUAGGAAAAAACUUCUCAAGUAGCAGUACUCCAACUCGAUAUAGACUUCUAGCCAUGCAGUUCACUGGUCCCUCCCGUGUUUAUUUGGAUAUAAGCAGUAUGGGUGAGUUCAUCAAAGGGAUAGGUGGAAAGGGAGUUGCUAGUUCCAGUUAGGAUAUAAUUGGUUUUGCUGAUAGUAGGCCUCAGAUUCUUAAUAUUUACUCUGUUCCCACAGUCCCUUAUAGAGAAGAGAGGGGAAAAAGAAUAUGAGAAAAUGCAGCAGUAAGCAGGGCAAUAUUAACUCUCCUGUCCUUGCUUUCCUGGUUCCAAGCUGAGAAACACGGCUGUCUUCAGUUUUGUAUCGGGAUUCAUAUCUUAAGCAUCUGGCGGAGGGCACAGUUAGAAGCCAUUCUUGAGAGGAAAGCAGCAUAUCCUGUUGGUUCAGUUUUGUCUGGGCUGACAAGCCUGCAACAGAAGUGCCAGGGGAAGUUGCAGAAAGAUGUGGAGUAGUCCAGUGCCUGUGAAGGAUCUUCUAUUUUGUGCUUUUAGAUUGCCUGGGGCAUGAGAUGCGUAGUUCUGAUGAAACUUGAUAGUGGCUAUUAGAGCUGUAGAUUUCUUGAAUCCAUAAUAAAAAGCCAGAGAAGUUAAUUCUGGUGCACAGAAGCUGUAGAGUUUCUGCCCAGAGCUCAGCAUUGAAGCACUGAGUUCCAUGUCCUUUGUAAAUUAUAUGGACAAAGUCAUUAUCCAGAUAACUGAUAAAAUUUUUAUAUGGUGGUGCAUGAGGACUUGGUUUUGAGGUACAAUGCAAGGAUCUGACAUGCUUAUUUAUGUUUUCCUGUUUGAUGCAUUUUGAGAUCUGUUCCUGUAGGAGUUUUUAAUCCAUUUAAACUCUCCCCCUAAUAGCUUCUUACAAUGCUGAUUUUUUUUUAAUUAAGGUGCCAUGUUGUACUGAGUGAAUUUCUUUUGGAUAAUUUCAAAUGCACUGUGUUGGUGAAGGUACCUUUGUAAUAAUGUACUUGGGGUAAGAGGUUUGUUAGCUUGACUUAAUUUUCUGAAGCUAUGCAUGACUAGCAUUGAUGAUACUAGUCACUAAAGCUGUUGACCAAGUCCCGAAGUUACUAGUGCAUUAUUGUGUCACAGAUCAAAGGCAAGUUACUCUUUGUCUAGUUUCAGACAGCUAUGUGAAACAUUGGUCAUUUGAUUGAAAAAUGUUUAAUUGUAGGAAGUGCUGCCGUAGAGCUUCCUUGACUAAAUACAUCAGUAUUUUUUUUCCUUCCUUACUGUUAUAUGAGAUUAAAUGCAGUCACUGUUUUGUUCCAGGUACAGAUCAAAAGGAUGUGCGGAAUAUUUCUGCAUUUUUUGCAUUGCUGCUUUUAUUUUCACCAGCAGUAUCCAAUGGUGGAUCUGCUCAUGACUGAGUAUGCGUUUAUACAGGUCUGAAAUCUUGCUGUCCUUAAUGCUACUGUCAAUUGAUAUUUUAUUGAUUCCCUGAGUUUCUGUUAAAUUAUGUGUGGUUUUCUUGUAACUAUUAACCUGUAACUAUUUUUUUCACCUUUCUUCUUUAGAUUGUGCUUUCUUUUUGGAUAUUAAUUUGGGAUAUCAUUAAAUGAUAAAUCCUAGCUUACACUUCUCAUUUUAAAUGUUUAUUUUUUUUCUAGUCACUUGCAAUUAUUACAUUUGGGGAAACCGACCCUUUCAAAAUUUCAAGUACGGGUAACACUGGCUUAGUGGCGCUGUAUUUUCACAUAAUAAUUAUCAGAUCACAAUCACCAUUACUUAGAUAGCUGCCAGUUGUUGUGUCCAUAUUAAUGUUUCUUUGCUCCACCAAGACUGUACCUGAGUAAAGGUGGUCAAAACGGUAGAGUCCCAUUUCUCUAGAGUCUUUAUUUUGCAAAUCUAAAGAUGGUCUGUGAACUUUAUCAGGAGAUCUAAUAUUGAAAUAUUUUGUGUUAGAUGCAGGAGAUAGUGUCAAAAAUUAUUUUUAAUAUCCAGGGAAGCCUUUGGAUAUAUGAGAUGACAGCAGAUGCUCUCUGUUUUGAGGAUUCUUAUGAAAGUACUUCUUUUUUUUUUUUCUUUUUCUUUCUUUUCCCCUCCUUGUAAGUGCUCAAGAAAUGUUUUUUAACUUCUCUAGUGACACUUAGCAUCUGUUUUGUAUACCUCCUGGUGCCUCUCGGUCCUGUGGUGAAUCACCUUACAGAACAAGGUGAAACCUCUUUUUUUUUUUUUUUUUUUUUUACACCUGAGCCAAACCAUUCUUAAGAAAUCUUGGUAAUACCUAGUAUGUGCUAUUUCUUCUCUUUUCAUAAAGAUUUUUGGUUGCUUUAGUUGAGCUUCAAACAUGUUGUAAAAUAAUAAAGGCAAGUUAUCUGAA
Aquila chrysaetos chrysaetos is the source of this 3131-nucleotide messenger RNA. It is a transcript of the gene NME6, whose product is annotated as NME/NM23 nucleoside diphosphate kinase 6. Gene Ontology annotation, molecular function: nucleoside diphosphate kinase activity. The record is from RefSeq and is a predicted model, not a curated record. NCBI's taxonomy places the organism in Eukaryota, Metazoa, Chordata, Aves, Accipitriformes, Accipitridae. Bases 35 to 595 code for a protein of 186 amino acids. The transcript is spliced from 5 exons. Gene Ontology annotation, biological process: GTP biosynthetic process; CTP biosynthetic process; UTP biosynthetic process.